AUGGUGUUUUCUUGGCGAGGAGGUCCGGAUUCCCGGCAGCUGCUGCUCUUGUUUUUAAUCUUCACAACCUGGGAGGCAGGGAGUGGCCAGCUCCACUACUCCGUCCCCGAGGAGGCCAAACACGGAACCUUCGUGGGCCGCAUCGCUCAGGACCUGGGGCUGGAGCUGGCGGAGCUGGUGCCCCGCCUGUUCAGGGUGGCGUCCAAGGACCGCGGGGACCUUCUGGAGGUAAAUCUGCAGAAUGGCAUUUUGUUUGUGAAUUCUCGGAUCGAUCGGGAGGCGCUGUGCGGGCGGAGCGCGGUGUGUAGCAUCCACCUGGAGGUGAUCUUGGACCGGCCGCUGCAGGUUUUCCACGUGGAGGUGGAGGUGAGGGACAUUAACGACAACCCGCCUGUGUUCCCGGUAAAAGAACAAAAGCUGCAUGUUUCAGAAUCCAGAAUGUUAGACUCUAGGUUUCUGCUAGAGGGCGCAUCUGACGCAGAUAUUGGUGCUAAUUCAAUUUUAACCUACAGACUUGACUCUAAUGAUUACUUCACACUAACUGUGAAUUCAAAGAAUGAAGAAAACAAACAGGUUGAGUUAGUAUUAAGAAAAUCCUUGGACAGAGAGGAUGCUCCUGAGCAUAAGCUGCUCCUGACAGCCACGGACGGAGGCAAACCUGAGCUCACAGGCUCUGUUCAGCUGCUGGUCACUGUGCUGGAUGUGAACGAUAACGCCCCUACUUUCCAGCAGUCUGAAUAUGAAGUGAGAAUAUUGGAAAACUCACACAACGGGACGACGGUUAUUAGACUGAACGCUUCUGACAGGGACGAAGGAACCAAUUCAGCAAUUUCUUACUCUUUUAAUAGGCUGGUGCCGCCCAUGGUUCUUGAGCAGUUUAGCAUAGAUACAGAUACAGGAGAGAUCAUAAUUCAAGGGAACUUGGAUUUUGAACAAGUCGAUGUCUACAAAAUCCGCGUUGACGCGACGGACAAAGGACACCCUCCGAUGGCGGGUCAUUGCACUGUUCUAGUGAAGGUAUUGGAUGAAAAUGACAAUGUGCCUCAGAUCACAUUGACUUCCUUAUCGCUGCCUGUUCGAGAGGACGCUGCACUGGGUACGGUCAUUGCUCUAAUUAGUGUUUCAGACCUGGACUCUGGAGCCAACGGGCAGGUGACCUGCUCCCUGACUCCUCAUGUCCCCUUCAAGCUGGUGUCCACCUUCAAGAAUUACUAUUCGCUCGUGCUGGACAGCGCCCUGGACAGAGAGACCACAGCUGACUAUAAGGUGGUGGUGACUGCCCGGGACGGGGGCUCGCCCUCACUGUGGGCCACAGCCAGCGUGUCCGUGGAAGUAGCUGAUGUGAACGACAAUGCACCCGCGUUCGCACAGCCCGAAUACACGGUGUUCAUGAAGGAGAACAACCCGCCUGGUGCGCACAUCUUCACGGUGUCGGCCAUGGACGCAGAUGAGAAGGAGAACGCGCUGGUGUCCUACUCGCUGGUGGAGAGGCGGGUGGGCGAGCGCUCGCUGUCGAGCUUCGUGUCUGUGCACGCGGAGAGCGGCAAGGUGUUCGCGCUGCAGCCCCUGGACCAUGAGGAGCUGGAGCUGCUGCAGUUUCAGGUGAGCGCGCGGGAUGCUGGUGUGCCUUCCCUGGGCAGCAAUGUGACUCUGCAGGUGUUUGUGCUGGACGAGAACGACAAUGCGCCCACGCUACUGCCCCACGGAGCUGUAAGAGCCGGCGGGUCAGUGAGCGAGCUGGUGCCUAAAUCCGUGGGUUCAGGGCACGUAGUAGCGAAGGUGCGCGCUGUAGAUGCGGACUCUGGUUACAAUGCAUGGCUGUCUUAUGAGCUGCAGCCGGCAUCAGGAAGCAUGCGCAGUCCCUUUCGCGUGGGUCUGUACACGGGAGAGAUCAGCACAACGCGUGCCCUGGAUGAGGCAGAUGCUGCUCGACAGACUCUGUUGGUGCUGGUGAAGGACCAUGGAGAGCCUGCACUGACAGCCACUGCAACUGUGUUAGUGUCUCUAGUGGAAAGCGGCCAGGCGCCAAAGUCCUUUUCUCAGACAUCAGGGCAUGCUUCAGUCCCAGAGACGUCACUGGUGGAUGUCAACGUGUACCUAAUCAUUGCCAUCUGCGCCGUGUCGAGCCUGUUGGUGCUCACGCUGCUGCUGUACACAGCGCUGCGCUGCUCAGCUUUGCCUGCGAAUAGCGAGGGCGCCAGUGGACCUGGGAAGCCAGUGCUGGUGUGCUCCAGCGCGGUGGGGACCUGGUCAUACUCACAGCAGAGGAGGCAGAGGGUGUGCUCUGGUGAGGGUCCGCCCAAGACCGACCUCAUGGCCUUCAGCCCCAGUCUUCCACCGCGUCCAGGAUCAGAGGCCAUUGGUGAAGGGCAAGAUUUAAAUGUUGACCAUGGUUUUCAAGUAAGUCCAUUUAUACUUAGAAAUAUAUAA
Molecule: messenger RNA, 2430 nt
Organism: Arvicola amphibius (Eurasian water vole)
Lineage: Eukaryota; Metazoa; Chordata; Mammalia; Rodentia; Cricetidae
Product: protocadherin alpha-8-like
Exons: 1
Coding region: 1-2430 (809 amino acids)
Biological process (GO): homophilic cell-cell adhesion
Cellular component (GO): plasma membrane
Molecular function (GO): calcium ion binding
Source: RefSeq, a predicted model, not a curated record